UAAUUAUUGUGAAUGUCAUUUGGGAUGGGAUGUUAAAGCGCCUUCUUUCCCAUAAACCCCCAAAACGGCGCUAUUGGUACGCCGAGGUGGUGCCAUGGCGAUGCGAUUACUCGGAAGGCGGUGGAUGCAGCAGCUGAAGGAACAGCGCGUGAUUUUCUCUAACUCGCACUUAACCUCCUCCUCCUUCUCGCCGGCAACUGCAGAGACUGGGUUAUGGACUUGCGGCCGUGGUGAUAAGAAGACAAAGCGUGGGAAGCGUUUCAAGGGUUCGUUUGGGAACGCGAGGCCGAAGAAGGAGAAGAAGAUCCAGCGGAUCAAGGAUAGGAUCGAGGUACCCAGGUCGACCCCUUGGCCCCUUCCCUUCAAACUCAUCUGAUCUAAUCGCUUUACGCAAGAAUAUUCUAGGAGCAGGGGUUUGGUUUUAGCUUAUCAUCGAUAUGAACGGGUUUUGCUACGAACACCGUAUCAUAUGUGUAUUUUGUUAGGUUUGAAGCGGGAGCUGAAGGUUAGGGCAAUGUCUGCUGUGCCUUGUGCGAAAUUUCUAAUUUCUUCUUUUAUAUGUACUUUUUUUUCUAACUGGAGACUCCAAAAUUGCUUCUUCUGUGGCUUUAAGCUAUGAAAAUCUUUUUUCAACUUG
Molecule: messenger RNA, 637 nt
Organism: Phalaenopsis equestris
Lineage: Eukaryota; Viridiplantae; Streptophyta; Magnoliopsida; Asparagales; Orchidaceae
Product: 30S ribosomal protein S31, mitochondrial
Exons: 1
Coding region: 95-376 (93 amino acids)
Biological process (GO): plastid translation
Cellular component (GO): ribosome; plastid
Source: RefSeq, a predicted model, not a curated record